AUGGGCUUGAUCCUGUCGAGCUGUGUCUCGUGUUCAGUUUGGCUUAUUAACUACUUUCUCGAUACGUUCCUUCCACCGAAACUGAUCAAUGAAAAGUUUCCGCAAAUUUCCAACAAGGCAUGCGCUCUCACGUACAGUGAGGAAAGUUCUGCCGAGGUACCAAGAUGCCUCCAAGGCCGACACUUCCCUACAGAGCUCCUUUUCCAGAUCCUCGACGAGGUCGAUAUCUCAGACGACGGCUUCCUUUGGCUAAACUGCCGGCCCGUAUGCCAUGACUUCAAAUUCCGGGUGGAGGAGAUUUACUACAGAAACUACAUCCCACGGCUUCAACUUGCUACUUUGGUCUACGCAAACCCGAUUACUCCCCCCACGUCCUCCUCCUCACCCUCAGAUCCAACACAUGUUUCUUGGAGACAUGACAUCCCGGAAACAUUCUACAGCAACGAGAGCACCGACCCAAAACGCAUAUAUCUCGACCCUCCAACUGUCACCUCUCCCAUCCCAGAACGUAUAUUAACCUACUACACGCCCUCACGCAUCCCGCACCCAGACCCCACCAAAGUCCUGUUUGAGCUAGCUAAGCCCUUGAACCCAUGGAACUCACUGUACAUCAAUGACGCGAACAUCGCGACACGGAACGGGGAUGGAAACGGAGAAACUAUCGCAGCGUCAUUCCACCACUACACGCGCGCAGCUAGCUCUUUCUGCGGCUCUUUUGCGGACAGAUAUGUUGGGUACUACGCUGUACGAUUAAUCAAGCCCUCAAAUAGCGAGGAGCAUCGGCGGCUGCUGGAGUAUGUACAACAGCAGCGCGAUGAGAAGGAUCUUGUGCGUUAUCAUGAACAUCAUCAAAAUGGCUGGUCCUCUUACUGGGCAUUCAAUCAAGAUCUUCGUCGUGCAAAUACCUCGAGUUCAUGGCCGUUGUGGUCGGACACGACGGAGAACGUAGUGCGGCUUCUUCCUAUUGUGCGAUGCGAUUUCAAGGGAAGUGUGACGGAUGGGGGGUUUUUGGAAAUCGAUUGGCGCACGCUCGUUGGGCAAUGCUGUAGAGUUAGGGAGGAGCAUCGUUUCGUAGAUUGGGGUACUGAUCUGAGGGUCGUUGGUGUGGGUGGUGGAGGUUUUGGGAACGGGAGGACCAGUGGGAUUGGUAGGAUCAAGGCAUUACGAGCCCAGCAUGUGCUUUGGUGCACGUAUGGGGGACUGUUGGGGAAUUGGGUGUCUUAG
This is a messenger RNA of Periconia digitata, 1224 nucleotides long. The record is from the annotation of a GenBank genome assembly. Lineage: Eukaryota; Fungi; Ascomycota; Dothideomycetes; Pleosporales; Periconiaceae.